AGCCAUAUUGUUUUAGCUAGACGUAGGAACUUACGAUUUUUAGUGGGACGGUAAACAAUACUGCGCAAUUUUUAUUUUUUUGGUUUAUAUUAAUUAUAUUAGUCAUUAACAAUGUUUUAGCAUUAAAAUCGGAGAUGAUCAAAAAUGGAUACGCUAUAAUUUACUUUUAAAUACCUAGUAUUAAAAGUGCAUUAUGGAAUCUUUGUUUACUAUAUUGUUUUGCUUGCAUAUGGUUAAAAAUUCUGUUUCCCUUGAUCAGUCAAACUUACGUUACCAAUUAUGUGAAAACAAUACAAAAUUAUCGCGCAGUUGUACUACCCAGAUACUAGGCACCGGUCAUUCAGACAAUGAAACUUGUAAAGUGGAGUAUAUUGCACCAAAUAGCUCGAGUUGCAGUGAGUUUCGACCCAUUGAUGAUACAAACAAUGCACAAAUUGGUGGUGUCAGUUUGAGUCCCUAUAUCCUGCCAGUGGAGCAUCAUGAUGAUCACUCUUUCUAUUCUGUUAAUUAUACAGUUCUCAACAUUACAUUUAGGAAUAUCAAGUGGAAAACCAUGAAGUUUCGCUUUCAAAAAUACAAUAAUAUCCAGGAGAGUCACUGUAGGAAUAUAGUAAUAUCUAAUGAUGUGAAGAUAAAUGAUGAAUCAGUGCUGUAUUAUGAUUGUUAUUGGUCGCUUACUGAUGCAAACUACAAUGGACAGGGUCUGAUGCUUGACUUUGAGGCUUCUGAUGAUGUGAUUGUUAACAGAGGACAAUAUUUGUUUAAUAUUCCAUCUGCUCAGAUGCUUAGUCCUACAAUUAGUGCAAAAGACUGGAAGCCAUUUAUAUAUGUUGAGAUAUUUAAAUCCUCUAUGACACUCCACAUCAUGCCACCCCCGAGUCAUCUCACAAUUACAACAUACCAAGUAGAUGUGAUGAAGAUGUGUGGUAAUACAAGUAAAUGCCAUAAUGUUGUCAAAACGAAAAUGAUUGAGCUGAAGAACACCUCCGAGGAGGUGACUUAUGACCACAGUCUACUGAUUCAAUCAGGAUCUUACUAUUUUGUAGUAACACCAAUAGAUGACAAAUGUAAAACAGGUGUCUAUGCAUGCCAGUAUGUGGAGAGCCCCCGGAUGUAUAUAAACCCUGAUGAUAGUGAACCAUUAACCACACAAAUAUGCAUUGCAAGUUUAGCAGCAAUUAUUCUAAGCAUUGUUUUUGUUUAUUAUGUUGCUUUGGUAAUUGUGAGGAGGUAUUGGUGCAGAGAAUUUGGACAUGAACUAAUUCCACCACCAAGAAUUCUUAUUGUAUAUCCAACUGCAAACAGGCUUCAUGCAGAAUGUGUGGCGUCUUUAGUCUCGUAUCUCCGAGCUGAGUAUGGAUUCGAUAUUUCAUAUGAUGGAGAUAUCAAAAAUACCUCUCAUGGAGACCCAUAUGUGUGGGCCGAGGAAGCAUUCCAGUUGGCUACCCACUUAGUGUAUAUAGUGGGGCCAGCUGAAAACACUAAUCUAUACAACAACAUUUAUGAUAAGCCAAUUAUUACCGCUCACAAAGAUGUUGAUAAUGUAAUACUGUCCCGGCUGCGUCAGUCCAGAGGUAAACGUGUUCGAAAGGAAGUCAUGAAUAUUUUCUUUGAACACUCUGAUGGUGAAAUACCAAUAGAAACGAAGCAGGAUAAACACUUCUUCCUAAUAAAAGAUUGGCAAAAGUUCAUAAAUCAUUUAUCUAAGAAUUUGCCACCUAAGACACAGAUUAUGCGAACUGAGAAGGGCAAGUGCUUUUUGGAGGAUUUGUCGAGAGCCAAGAAAUUGUUGAGCAAUUGUAGGGGCGAGCAUGUUGUUAAAUUUGAUAAAGGUUGCUAUGAAAAGAAGACCGUUGUGUGAAAUAUUGUGGAGUAAAGUAUGGGCAUUCUGUCACACCGGCACAGUUGUGUGCUGGGAGGAACAAAUAAUGGUUGUCACCCUUUUGAUGGCGAAAUAUAUUAUCUACGCGAUAACAAACUAGGCUACUCUCUUCAAAAUCUAUAUUUGUUCAUAGACAUGGGCUCAGUGAUAAAAAGAGUCAAUAUACUCGUAUACUAUGUUCUAUAUAUGAAAUUUGUUGUUUAUGGUAAAAAUAGUUUGUAUACAUUUAGAUUUUUAUAAUUAAAUUUAUCAUUGUCAAUAACUGUGAGAUCUAUGCUUUAAAUAGAAUUUUUUACAAAUAAUAUCAUUGUAGUUUACAGUAACUAAGUGUUCUACACAGUCAGCAGUACUUUUUCAUUAAGAUUUUGCUAUAAAGGAUGUAAAGUUAUAAAAUAAAUUUUCAAAUUAUAUUUACAAAAAUAUUUUUCCAGUAAAGAAUAUUAAUUCUUGCCCAUCCACCAAAAAGAACUUGUCAUAAUAUGAUAAAUGUGUUCAAGACUUAUGCAGUCAACUACAUAUCUAUUCUUUAGAAGUGUUUAGCUAUAUUCUCAGCAUAUACUAUUUAAGGAAAUUUGUUAUUACUUUAUCUUUCCUUAAAUUUUUAACAUUAUAUAAUUCGUUAAAUUUUUUAAUAACUAUCCGCACUAAUGACUAUAUGAUCAAGAGUUGAAGAAAAAAAUAGAAAAAUUGAGUGGCUGUUAGAUUGCGGGACAAUCUAAUCUACAUUACUGAUAUACAUUAAUAAAAUUUUUGUAAAAGUAAUAUUUUUCUAUGAACUAUGGUUAAAGCAUCUGUUAAAAAUGUCCGUUACCCUUUGGUAUUUACAAUAAUGUGUAGUAAUUUUAUUCUUGGUCAUAAUUGUGACUGUAUUUAUUUGAUAAUUACAUAUUAUUAAAAUAAAAGUUAACAUUGAGCUGUCCUGGAGUAUAUUUGUAAACUUUAUGUAUUUUCUUCGUGAGUUCGUUAAUAAUAUAAUAAUUGUUGAUCUCAGAACUGUUGAUGUUUCGUGUGACGUGUUCUCUUGUUAUACAGGACUUCAGCUCAAUAGGUAUAUUAUACUUGUCAUGUAUUUUUGUAUUAAAUGUUAAAAUAUUA
Messenger RNA from Leptidea sinapis, 2977 nucleotides. RefSeq lists its product as uncharacterized. Bases 194 to 1861 code for a protein of 555 amino acids. Lineage: Eukaryota; Metazoa; Arthropoda; Insecta; Lepidoptera; Pieridae. The record is from RefSeq and is a predicted model, not a curated record. The transcript has 6 exons.